Molecule: messenger RNA, 2492 nt
Organism: Brienomyrus brachyistius
Lineage: Eukaryota; Metazoa; Chordata; Actinopteri; Osteoglossiformes; Mormyridae
Product: keratinocyte-associated transmembrane protein 2-like
Exons: 3
Coding region: 54-974 (306 amino acids)
Source: RefSeq, a predicted model, not a curated record
AAUAACAUUCCACGCAUGAAAACGGACAGAAAGCCGCGGGCUUAGCAACCAAAAUGGCGAAGUCUGCGGGCGUGUCACCGGGGUUAAAAGUGCACUUGGUCGUUAUGUUCUUUGCUUCGCUGUUCCUGUUCCCGUACAACUGUCGUUCGGAUAAAGAGUCAGACACAAAUAUAAAUCUGCAGCCAUUACAAGAAAAACAACUGCCUUCAAGUGAGUCUGUGCCCACCCCAGGGAAGACGGACACAACGCCACAGCUCCUUGGUGUUGCAGAGAAGGAGCCUCCCAAAAUGUCAGAGCAGAAAGCUGCCGAGCUGACCGUGAACAGCAGUGUCACCACGCCCUCUCCUACCAAGAGUCCCAACAGAAGUGCAGCAACUCCACUCAAAGCCCCUACAAGUACCCGGGGUACCCCCAAACCCACCUCAUCAGCGCCGAAAGUAGCCUUCACCCCAGUGGCCAGACCCACGAGCAUUCGCAGCUUGGAAGCCGAGCAGCCCGAGCAAUUUGAUUACGAUGAAGAUACCACCAAAAACCUCAUGGGUGACCUAGACAUGGAAAUGGACAGCUACAACUAUGAGCAGGAUCUGCAGAGUGGCCCCAGCAAGGCUGACAUGGAUGGUGAUGAUGGUAUGGACCAAGACAGAGAGGUGGACUUUUUAAAGAAUAUGGACAAAGACUUGGAAGCACUGAAUCAAGCUGAAAAUAUGGGUAAGAUUGCUGUGCAGCUAAAGGCCACCACCAUCUACCAAGGCCAGAAUGAGGACUCCCACUUCUUCUUCCACUUGGUCAUCAUUGCAUUCCUGGUGGUCAUUGUUUACAUCACCUAUCACAACAAGAGAAAGAUACUCCUCCUGGCCCAAAGCAGGAGAUGGAGGGAUGGGCUGUGCUCCCACAGUGUGGAGUACCACCGGCUGGAUCAGAACGUCAACGAGGCCAUGCCUUCACUCAGGAUAACCAACGAUUACAUCUUCUAAACGGAGAAGAGAAGUCCUGAUGAGAAGAUUGCAUGAAUGCUUGACUUUUGAGUGUAAUAUAUCUGUUUGUGAGAUCUAUCCUAUGAUGCUACAGAAGUGGUUGGUGUAAGGAAGGUCAAGGAACUUCAUUCAUAUCAAUCUCACAAACAAAGGCAGGAUUAAUUUGGUAGAAAGGUUUCAUCUCAGCUUUGCGCACACUUCUAUAAAUAUUUAUAUGUAGCUGGUUAGCUUGGGAACCCAUGUACAUGACAAAAUCCCUCUGGCCAAGGACAGAAAUGACUCUGUUGUGAAAUUCUGUAGCAUUGCAGGGAGCUUCAGAGAUGAAUAUUAACGUCCCUAGGAUGGCACAACAAUAUUCAUUUGAAAAUAUUAUGUUAUUAUGAAAAAGUAGUAUGUUGCCUGUUUGAAGAUUAUCAAGAAAUGUUAUAUUAAGCUGCACUGUAUCAGACAAACACAAUGUAUGAUGUACUAUCGGUUAUUUUCGGGCAUGGAGCAAAAUCAUUCUUCUUUUACUGCUUGAUUAAAUAGUUAUAAUUUGACUCAUGAUAAUUCAAACUGGUUAGUGGUUAAUGAUGAUGAUUUGCGUGAGCUAUAAAUACUUAUCAUGUAUGUAUAAAUACUUAUCAGAAUCCAUAGUCUUUCAUGGAUGAACUAUUCUGUAACUUGGAUAUGAAGAUGCAAUUAUUCCAGAAGUUAAAAAAUAUCUCUUUGACUGGUUACAGUUUUAUUGUGUUUGUAUGACGGUCUGAACACGAACAUUGUAUGAAAAUGUAGCAUUUCUAUUAACUGUUCUGAGGAAUCAUCCAGCCAUGUGAUCCUGUAAUGGGUAAUCAGUCCUGAUUUUUGUGUGCGUGUGUUUGUAAUGGUCUUUGUUGCAAAACAAAGUAAUGCAUUUGGAAUUUUAUAAUACACUUCUGUGCAUUUAGUGGUAAAUUUAUAGUUUGUAUGUAUUUAAGUAUAUUUAACUAUAUAUAUAUUUUUUUUUUGGGGGGGGGGGGUGUCCUGAAUGAAUGGCUUGUAAAGUCAUACUUGGCUGGAGUGAGUGAGUGGAUGUUCUGUUUGAUGUCAGCAUGUUAUGCACACGUUCCUCCACCUAUGAUUCUUAUGUACUAUAAUAAUGGCAAUACAAGAGUGUUGUAUUUAUAGGCAGUUUUUUUUUAAGUUUUACAUUUAAUGAGACAAAUUUCUUAUUAAAGUAAAAUUUGUGCUAAAUCAUUUUUGCAGCGCAGUAAAGUUUGUGUAGCAUUUUAGCAUGUAGUGAUUACUACACCUGUCUGCUAAAAAGGAACGGUUUGUCGGGAUACAGGAAAUGAGCGAUGGCGUGUUAAUCGUAUCGGUUGUCGCAUAAUUAUUUUUAUGUAAUAUAUUUUAUGUUUAUAUUUUGAAAUGGUUUCUUAUUGGUGUCAUAUUUGUGCUUGGAAAAACUGUCAGUCAUAGCAGUUAUCAACAUUGUGUGGCUAUGGAGUCGCCACUCAAAAGCUGUUCUAAAAUAAAAUUGACAUCUGGUGUUGAAUUGUG